AGCCCCGCUCCCUCCCCUCGCCCUCCGCCCGCUCUCCGCGCUAACUUUCCGGAGCCCCGAACGGCGGUGCAGAGCUCCCGGCAGCUGCGGGCCCGAUUCCCGGCCUCUGGCGGGGAGAGCGGCGGUGCCCAGUACCCCAUCCCCGCGCUCUGCAGAGAACAGGACGAUGUCCAGGACUAGGGACCGAGGCAAAGCCCUGGCGAGAUGGCUGGGCACUGGGCUUUUGGGUCUCCUGCUACUUCCCGUGUCCUUGUCGCUGGAGGUGUCUGUGGGGAAGGCCACCACCAUCUACGCUGUCAAUGGCACCGAGAUCCUGCUGCCCUGCACCUUCUCCAGCUGCUUUGGCUUCGAGGACCUUCGCUUCUGGUGGUCCUACAAUAGCAGUGACACUUCCAGAAUUCUUAUAGACGGGACCGUGAAGAAUGAAAAGUCUGAUCCCAAGUUGAAGUUAAAAGACGAUGACCGAAUCACUCUGGUGGGCACCACUAAGGAGAAGAAGAACAACAUAUCCAUUCUGCUGAGGGACCUGGAGUUCAGUGACUCAGGCAAAUAUACCUGUCAUGUGAGGAACCCCAAGGAGAAGGACCUCGAGCACCAGGCCACCAUCAUCCUUCAAGUUGUGGAUAAAUUGGAAAAAGUGGACAAUACGGUGACCCUGAUCAUCCUGGGCGUGGUGGGCGGGGUCAUCGGACUCCUGGUCUUCAUCCUGCUGCUCAAGAAGUUCAUUGCCUUCGUCCUCAAGAAGACGCGUGAGAAGAAGAAAGAGUGUCUCGUGAGUUCCUCAGGAAACGACAACACGGAGAAUGGCUUGCCGGGCUCCAAGGCAGAAGAGAAGCCGCCCACGAAAGUGUGAGCCCUGCUUGGGGCCAGGCGGCACGGGGAGCCUCGCUUUCUGACGACGACACUGAUGCUUGAGCCCUGUCUGUAGAACCCCUGUGCCUGAGUCAUCUGCUGCUUGGCUCAAACUGUAGUCUUUCUGUGCAGGGAGAAACUGGGGUCCUGUCCGGCCCGCCCCAACCCCCUCCCCAGCCAGGGCUUCACAGGGAUGGGGGCUGACCAGGGAUGGGGCCUGUGGGCAUCAGAAAAGAAAAGGAGGGUUUGAGAUGAUAUUGAGGGGCUGGUUCCCCAACACCUAGAGAAUGGGGUUUUCUCGGGCUCCCCACCCUGAGGGCACCCACCCUUGGUUUUCUUUCUGUUUUCUCUGUAAGAGGGACAUGGGGGAUCAGUGGGGACUGCCCAACAAGCGGGACCCUGUAGAGGGGCAAAGGGAGAGCCUUAUGUGGAGAAAGAAACUCUUGGUGGUGGAAAGUGUCCUGCAGGAUUCUGGAGAAGACCGGGGGGCAGAAGCUGCUGGAGGCACAGUGAGAGGGGAGCUGGGCCUUACAGGAUACCUGGUCUCCCACAGUCCUUCAAGUGGGGCGUUUCCCUCUCUGCCACGCUGGGGUGCCUCUGCCUUGUGCAUCUCCCUUUCCUGCACUCCCCGCUCCGAGUUUCUAACCCCUCCUUCCCAGGUAGGCCUGGAUGCCUUGGUCCGGGCCCACCUCGCCAACCCUUGUGCCCUCCAGGUUGCUGAGACGCCCCUCAAAGCUCUCUGGAGUCCUGGGGUGCUACCUAUGCCUUUCCUAGGAUUUUGUCUUGGGGAAUGGGGCUGUAGAGGUGGGUAAGCCCAUAUCCUGGGCCUUUCAGUCAUUGGGUGCCCACCCCAGGCCUCCAGCUUCUUGGCACUGCAGGACCAUUGCCAUAGAGGGCACUUCCGAGCCUGACUCCCUUGUGUUCUCUUCCCUUGGAACACCAGGGGCUGUCCCCUUGCUGGAGAGACUGCAGCCUCUUCUCUCCCUCCUCCCGCGCCCUCCCAUGGCUUGCUCUUCUGGGGCCCCUCUGCCACGCCUUUGCCCCUGUGCCCGGGGUUGUGCAGCCCCCAGCCCUGGGUUUGCCUUUGCCUCAGGGACCCUCUUCCUUGGAUGAGAGAGCCCUCGGGUUUUCUAGCAGCUUUCUGCUCAGCAGGCUCCCCUUGUCUUGUUCUGGGUUUUGGGAGGAGCAGGGACAAGGGACUCACACUUUUCCUCUGCUUGCUGCAGAACCGGUUUGCACACCCCUUGAGUGUGGGGCUAGACUGUGCCUUAGCUCCCCGAGUCCCGGCCCUGCCUUCCCUUCCUUCUUUCCAGCCUGUCUUCCCUGACCUAACUGCACUAGGUCGUCUCGGAGGCCAUGACGGCCCCUUGGCCAGGGACUAAGACUCGGAGACACUUGUCCUCCCUGCCCAGCGGCAGCACCGUCUUCUCUGAGGAUAGAAUUUGGGGAAGUCUGAGGAACGGCAGCAUGCGUGUUCCCCUGGCUGUGGACAUGUUCCUUGCAUAGGCUGGUGGGCUUGCACAUCCCUACUCCGCUCCGCCUCCUCCCUUCCUGUCCCUCAACCCCAAACCCAUUCUGGGCUGGGGUUCAGAUCUCCCUGGCUUUGGGAGCAGAAAAACAGAGCCAUUCAGCCAUUCUGCAGCCAUUCAGAAAACUUUUAGCUGCCUUCAUGCGAAACUGCUUUCUUUCCCCUUCUCAGUGUCAACAGUUGGAGAGACAGAGUGUGCAGGGCUCCUCUUGCUCUAUUGAGAGGUCCCCAAGACAUGUACAAGAGAGGAAGGCUGCCACCCUCCUCUCUUUCCCAGUUUACUGAUAACUUAGAGGUGGGCAGCUUUUCUGGGCUCGGCUUUUACCAUCUCUCCAAAGGGUGUGAUAAUACUUACCUACCUCACCGGACUGUUGUGAGGCCUGGCAAGUUUUGUUUUUAAUUUUGGCUUGGAAAAGCAUCUGGGAAGCAGGAUUUCUAAUUGGAGACGUUGUUCCAAGUUGAUCUCCGCCUCAUCUCUGUAUCUCAUUCUUACAAAAACACACAUGCAUGCACGCACACACGCAUGCACACACGCACCUGCCCCUUUGGGAUUCCUGAGUCUUUACAGCGUUGAAAACCUUGACUCCAAUUCAUGCUUAAAGCUUCUUGUUUAUGGCUCUUUUGGUGGUUUUCAAAGGAGGUGGCUGGGACUGUAGAGGGGGUAUUUUUGGUUGUUACAAUGUCUUUAGCAUUUAGUGGGUGAGAAUCAAGAAUACUAAACUUGGUUCUCACAACAAAGAAUGUCUUGUCCCGAUGCCAGCCUCAUGCCCAUGCAAAACUGUUGGCAUGGGUUUGCAACAGGCUGUAUAAUUGACAAAGCCAUUUUCCCCAAGCAGAUGCUUCGAGCAUGCCAGUCUCUGGUGGUGGUCUCUGACCUGGCGAGGGAGUUUCCAGAGUUGCUGUGCUAAGGCCAUUUCUAGAGUUAAUCUCAUCUCAGGAAGCUCAGGGCACAUGCAGCUUCCCUGACAAUGACACCAGUGAGACUAAGGGCAAAGUUCAUAGCUCCUUAUCUUUGACCUCAAAAUAGGACAUCUACAUUUGAGGCUGAGUUUUUUCCUUGUGUAGGAACUGAGUGGAAGGCAGCCAGGAUGAACCUGUAAUGCUGGAGAAGCCUGGGAGAGGGACCGAGGGGGUGGAGACUUUCCAUACAUGGCCAGUUCUUGUGGAUCCAGGAGUGUGCGAGGUGUGAGGAGGUGAGGUGGUGUUGCGUGGAGUGCACGUGGUCUGUGCACAGGCACGUGCGUGCCAGGUGGAGAGGUGUGGCUGUGGAAUGAGGGGGCUGUGUAAGGAAGGACGAUUUGUGAUUGGGGAGAGUGUCCAUUUCAGGAACCGUCUUCCCUGGUUUGAGCUGAGAGAGGGUAAGAGACAGAGGGGAAGACUGGCCAUGCUGCAGGAUUCAUCUUUCUGUGACUCCAUCUCACAGUGACAGACAGCUGCCACGGGAGGGCUGGGGGAAGGAAGUGCCAGGAGGGGGCACUUCUGGGGAAAGUCCCAUAGCUUGCUGCACCUUAAUGUGUCCCAGGUUGGAGUCCCUGCCUUCUCACCGCCCACUGAUAUGCAAUGCUUUUGACUAUCUUAUAUAUGGUUUCUUUCUCUGGCUUGGAUGACAAUACACAUAGUCGAUUUUCCUAUAUAACUUUAUAGAUUGAAUGAUACAGUGAUGGGCCUUAGGAGGCCUCAGGUCUGUGGGUGCCUCUGGGAGGUACAGACGGACAGUGGAUGUGAUCAAACUCUUUUGCCUCUACAACAUGUUUUGCAUUGUAGAAUUGUACUUAGCUUGCUCUGGAUGAAAUAAAAAUUAUGUUUAAUAAUA
Molecule: messenger RNA, 4193 nt
Organism: Cavia porcellus (domestic guinea pig)
Lineage: Eukaryota; Metazoa; Chordata; Mammalia; Rodentia; Caviidae
Gene: Scn4b
Product: sodium voltage-gated channel beta subunit 4
Exons: 5
Coding region: 167-853 (228 amino acids)
Biological process (GO): regulation of sodium ion transmembrane transporter activity; regulation of ventricular cardiac muscle cell membrane repolarization; cardiac muscle cell action potential involved in contraction
Cellular component (GO): plasma membrane; voltage-gated sodium channel complex
Molecular function (GO): sodium channel regulator activity; transmembrane transporter binding
Source: RefSeq, a predicted model, not a curated record